Molecule: messenger RNA, 1410 nt
Organism: Leptopilina boulardi
Lineage: Eukaryota; Metazoa; Arthropoda; Insecta; Hymenoptera; Figitidae
Gene: kin17
Product: DNA/RNA-binding protein KIN17
Exons: 2
Coding region: 107-1315 (402 amino acids)
Biological process (GO): DNA damage response; DNA replication
Cellular component (GO): nucleus
Molecular function (GO): double-stranded DNA binding
Source: RefSeq, a predicted model, not a curated record
AAUGUCAAAAUAUAACCUCCAAAAAAUGUGUUAAUACGUAAAUACGCGUCGUAUAGGGCGAUUUAUAUUUAAUAUAUAUAGAAACAAAUAAAUAAAGUGCUUAACAAUGGGAAAACACGAGGUGGGAACACCGAAAUAUAUUGCUAAUAAAAUAAAAGCAAAAGGACUGCAAAAAUUACGAUGGUAUUGUGAAAUGUGUCAAAAACAAUGUCGCGAUGAAAAUGGUUUUAAAUGUCAUACUAUGUCUGAAUCACAUCAUCGACAACUUCUUCUAUUUGCCGAUAAUGCGAAUAAAUAUAUUAAUCAAUUUUCUAAAGAAUUUAGUCAAACGUUUUUAGAAUUAUUGAAACGACAAUUUGGCACAAAACGAGUGCCUGCUAAUCGUGUUUAUCAAGAAUACAUUGCUGAUAGGGGUCAUGUGCAUAUGAAUGCAACAAUGUGGCUUACAUUAACGGGAUUUGUCAAAUGGCUUGGACGUUCUGGAAAAUGUGUUGUCGAUGAAACAGAAAAAGGAUGGUUUAUUACAUACGUCGAUCGCGAUCCAGAAGCAAUAGCGUCUCAGGAGAAACAAGCAAAAAAGGAGAAAAUGGAUCGAAAUGAAGAGGAGCGAAUGAUGGCAUUUAUUGAGAAACAAGUUGUGACAGGUAGACAGAACAUAUCCGAAGAGACAAACGAUGAAUUAACGCCAUUAAUAAGAACCGAAGACGAGCCUUUAGUAUUAAAUAUGAAAUUGAAACCAAAACUUUUACCCGCGACAUUAAUAAAACAUGGAAUUCUCGGAAAACGAAAAGAACCAAGUGAAAAUGAACCAAUCAGUGAAAUUGACAAUGAAUCAAAUUCUUCGAAAAUAAUGAAAAGAGAAAAAAGUCCUUCAAUUGAAUCGAUUAUUGAUGAUAAUGUUAAAUGUUCAACGUCAAAAAGAAAAAGUAAUGUUGAGAGUGAAAAAAAGCAUAAAGGCUGGUUACGCAAUGGUUUAAUUGUGAAAAUUAUGACAAAAAAAAUUGGCGAAAAAUAUUAUAAAGCAAAAGGUGUUAUAAUGGAAAUUGUUGACGAUUCAUUUUACGUGGGAAAAAUUAAAAUUAAUUCACCCGAAAAUGUUGAGGGUCAUAUUUUAAAAAUUGAUCAGGAACAUCUUGAAACAGUGAUACCGGCAAUUGGACGAGAAGUUAUUAUUCUUAAGGGAAAACAUAUCGGUGAAAUUGUUACAAUAAAAAAAGUGAGAAUUGAAGAUUUUUGCGUUGACAUUGAAUUAAAAACGGGCAGUGUUUUAAAGAGAAUUCCAUACGAAGAAAUUUGUAAAUUCGACAAGUGUUAAUGAUGUCAAUAAAUUUUUAUAUUAUUAUUUUCAAAUAAUAAAAAUAUUGUAAAUACAUAAUAAUUUAUGUAAUAAUAAUAUCAAUUUCGUAUAAA